Biomphalaria glabrata is the source of this 8483-nucleotide messenger RNA. RefSeq names its product GRB10-interacting GYF protein 2-like. Bases 537 to 2564 code for a protein of 675 amino acids. The record is from RefSeq and is a predicted model, not a curated record. The transcript is spliced from 16 exons. Lineage: Eukaryota; Metazoa; Mollusca; Gastropoda; Planorbidae.
AACUAGCUAACUAGUUGUUACCCUUGUGACUGCUGUCACAUUACAGUCAGUCAAAAUCAACCAGUAAUUAUAUUGUUGUAGUUUCCACAAAAAAAAAUAAAUGCUUGUUCACUGAAUCAGACAAUAUAUGUUCCGGAAGUAAAAUGUCGGGAAGAGUGAAACUUGACCUUGUGGAGCAUUACCAGAGAAUGCUGACCAUGUCCUUCAAACCUCCUAUAGAACCAAAACUAUUCGGAGAACUGCCUGAUCUGGAAACCAUUGCGCGGUUCAUCUCAGAUAUAGGAUUACUGAUCUGAACCCUCCAACAUGUAAAAUGAGAACGAAGAAGAAGAAGAACAACAACAAUUGUAUGUGUACCCUAAUUGUGUGAACAGCAGCAAAGUUUUUUAAGUGUUGAAAUACAGCUUCUGUCAUCCAUAGGACUGAACUUCUCUUUGCUUGGAGUUAUGUCCUCUGGAGCUGAAUCAGCGUCUGCACUAAAUGAUUAACAUUCAUUGAAAAUUGUCUAAGGGAACUUGAAUUAUAUUCUGCCUAAGAUGGACCACCGCAGGGAAAGAAUACGUUGUCUUCAGGAACUUGAACUGAAUGACAGCGCUUCUGAUGAUGAGAUCAAAAAAGCAUACAGGAAAGCAGCCUUAAAAUAUCAUCCUGAUAAGAAUUCAGAUCCAGAGGCAGUUGAUAAGUUCAAAAAAAUUUCUGCUGCUUACAGAUACUUGACUGAGGGGGAUUCUUUGAUCAAUGACACAAUGGAUAGUGACUUGAUCAAUAUUUUUCAGAACUUGUUUCCAUGGAUAUUUCAUCCCACUUUCCAUCAUCAUACUUCCCAUCAAACUAAAUUGUCACAUAUUUUCACUAUAACCAAGGAAGCUUUUGCUUUUCAAAGAAAUCCUUUUUAUGACUUCUACAAUUAUGACGAUGAUGAUGAUUCUAAAGAUGCUGAUAGUAAAGAUGACUAUUUUGUCAGUGCGUCAAAAAAUGCUUUUCAAAGAAAUCCUUUUUAUGGCUACUAUGAUGAUGAAGAUGAUGGUGAUUCUGAAGAUGAUGAUAGUGAAGAUGACUAUUUUGUCAGUGCAUCAAAAAAUAUGCAUUCUUCAGUAAAUUCUAGACCCUACACCCCAUCCUAUUCCUUCCACUCAACCAGUGGUCAGCAGAAAGGUGCUGAGGCCGGCCCUAGUCAGUUUUAUCGUCAGGACCUCAAUUUCACGACAGCCAAUGAGCAGCAUGGGCAGUAUUACCAUGAGAACAAGAAGACUGGAAAAUCUGCAAAGAAAAAGAACCGCAAUGCUAAAAGAGCUGAAAAAAUGGCAGCAGAUGCAGGCAAAAGCAAACCAGCCACACAUGUUGAUUCUAACCCAUCUACCCAACUAAAUUCCACAAGUGCUUCUAACUCCCAGUCUUUAUCAAAAGAGUACAGCCCAGAAGGUUCAUCUGCCUCAAACUCUGCUAGAGAUAGUCCAGUCCCCAAUAGCUCCGCUGAAGUUAAUAAGAAAGUCAAACUUGAAGAGACUACUGUGAAAAAAAGUAAAAAACAGAUUCUGAUGGAGCAGAAACAGAGAGAAAAGGAGGCCAACGAGAUUCGUGAGGAGCUGGAGCGCAAAGAAAGAGAGAAACGAGAGAAGAUUGAGAAAAAGAGAUUGCAGCAAGAAGAAAAAGAAAAAAAAGAGAGAGAAGCCAGAGAAGAAGAGGAAAGGAAGAGACAAUUGGAAGAGUUGAGAAGAGAAGAAGAGAGAAGAAAACUUCGAGAGAUUGAGGAAGAAAAAAAAAAGAGGAUGGCAGAAGAAGCUGCCAAGAAAAGAAAAGUAGAAGAACAACUGAGAAAGUUAAGAGAAGAUUUUGACAAAGAUCUGUUCCUCGAUGAAACUGGCGACUUUAAGUACACUGACCCAGAUAUGACCAACAUCAUUAAAUAUGACGAUCUAAAUGCACUAGGGAAUGCUCAUCCAACAUUACCAGUACAGAAACUAGACAACAUCAAUGGUCUCCACACCGAAGAUCUCAUAAAAUUGCAAAACCAAAAACCAAAUGGAAAUUCAAAAAGUCAAAACCAGAAAUUAGAGGAGAAAAAUCCAUUCAGCAGCCAAGUUGGACAAAACAGUGACCAGUACUACAGGACUGACCAAUCUAAACAGAAUGGCUUUAAAAAUAAAUCUUUCCAAACCUUGGUGUUUGAGAACAGCUCAUAUCCAAACAGUGGAUCGAGAUUAGGACCCCAUUAUCAACAACAUCCUGCUGGCUCACAGUUUCAACCUUAUCCUGGCUUCUCACAAUAUCAGCAGCAAUACCCUGCAGGCGGGGCACACUAUCUGAACCAUGGCCAGCAAAAUCCACACCCUGCAUUUGGGUCACAAUAUCUGAACUAUGGCCAGCAAAAUCCACAACAGAUGCGACAGCCUCCCAGGCCUCUCAAUAUACCAGACAUUAAUAUAAUUAAAAACGUCCCUCCACCCCCCCUACAAAACAAAUCUAUCAGCAUUAACAGGUUUCCUGCUUACCAAGGAAUGCGCCCCCCUCCAGGGUUCCUGAGAGCACCUAGGCCAAGCCAAAAUGUAACCAUGCGAAUGUAAAAUCAGAAACCAGACAUUAGUUGUUCUUGUGCAACUAACAUUCUGGGCUAUUUUUGUGGUAGCCUUUUAAGUUGUUUUUAAUCCCAUUUUUUUAAUAUAUAUUUUGGUUUUACUUUUAUUUGUACAUGUGUACAUGCUAUUUCUGUAUGUAUGAAUUUGAGAAUGUUGAACUCACAUAAACAUUGUUGAUGUAAUCUUCAUCCCAUUAAUGUAUAGGGGAAAAAUAUGUAAUAUUUUUGCGACUCAGACAAAAAUAAGUAAAAAAAAAACUGCUUGUGCUUAUGGGAUAAAAUAUUUCAGUACUCUCAAGAAAUUGAAAGGUUGUUUUAAAGUUUGUAUGAUACAAUCUGUGUUUCCCUUGAACAAAACUUUACUUGUGGAUUAAAUGAUUUGAUUUCAAAUUACAAAUCUGUAAUGUGAAAACUGUGAUUGCUUUUAAGAUUGUAUAGAUUUUGUUGAGAUACUUGCUUUUAACAAAAUCAUUUAGCUCACUCGAUUAGAUUUUUGUUGUGGUAUGGUAAUUAUUUUAAUAAAAUCAUAAUGAGUUCUCCUUUUUUAAAUAGCUCGAUGUUGUGCUGACAACUUUAAAAAAAAAUAGAUGACAGUUUUAAUGUAAAUUAUUGAUUUUUUUUUUUAAAUUUUAAUUAGUUGUUACAUCUGACAUAUUUUCAUGAAGAAAAUGUAUAUGCAACUUUUUGGUGUCAAUAUUUCAAAGCCAAUAAAGUCUAAUAGUUUUCAUUGUUAGUGGUAAAACCUUUUAAUGAAAGUCAUAAAUUUGAUUGUUUUACUUUUGAUGAUUAUUUUAUGAUUGGCCUCAAUUAGAGAAAAAGUCAAUCUGGCAUGUCUUACAGCUUUUCCUUCUCACACCUUUGUGAGGAUUUAUCUCACAGCACAAUAGCCUUCACAUACCUUUGUGAUGGUUUGUCAUGCUGUGAGUGUGGCAAAGAUAGAAGAGUCUUGGACAUUGGAUUGAUUUCAUUAUAUAUAUUAUAAAAGAUGGUUACAAUUUCAAGUUUUCUAAGCUAGCCCAAAGGUUACAUGGAUAUUAAACAUAAUAAAAAUGCCCUUGCUCAGUUUUAAAUGCUAUUUAUUUGUUUGGUUUCUUUUCACUUUAAAAUUAUUUGACAAAAAUCUGUCAAAUAUACAGCAAUGAGACUGUGAUUCCCAUCAUGUUGUCUUAAUAUAUAUAUAUAUAUAUUUGUAUAGUGUAUAUAGUUAGAGCUAUAUUGCUCAGUGUAUAAAAAGCAACAACAUUUUUUUCAAACCACUAGUUGUUGGUUCUCAACAUUCUGACAAUGUGUUGAUUUAGAUUUCUGAAUUAUUUUUUUUCUUUCCAAGAGUGAACUAUGUGAAGUCUUUCAUGAUGACAUGCCUUUUUGGAUGAGUAUACAUUUUUGAAUGUAUAUUCUCCACAUAAGGUCAAAUAAAUGUGUGUCUGUCAUUUUUGUUUGCUAUGGAAGCAUAAAUGAAACAAACAAUAUCUUUUUACAUGCUCAGUUGACUACUUAAUGUGGGAGCAAUCUAAGGCUUGGCUGUAUUUUUUUGAACAUUCAAUGUAAAAUAUAGCAUAACUAUUUCCUGUCUCCAUUUUUUUUCCUUGUACAAAGCCUAUGGAAUUUGUAUCAUUUUGAAAAUAAAUAUUUGAUGUUAUGUCUUUUUUUUUUUUUUUUUCACCUAGCUAUAUCACUGUUUGCAAAUUAAGUUGGUAAUGGGUAAUGUUUAAUGGCAACAAAAAAAUGUGCUUAUUUUCUAAAUUUUCAAUUUAUGUGUAUUGUAUCCAUCUCAUAAAUUUACUAAGUGUAGCAAAUAAGUGCAUGGAGUAGUUUCAAAAUUUGGAUGAUAUAUAUUAACCAUUUUCAAUGUGUAUUGAUGUAAAUAUGCCUAAUUUGGUUGUCUUAUACAAGUAAAUUUAGCCUAGAUUAGCAGCACUGUUAGAGAUUAAAAAUUUUCUAUCUAAUUAUUAUGAUUAUUCCUUGUCCCCCAAAAAAUCCUAUUUUUUUGUUUCUGGCCAAAGUAAAGAAUUUAAAAAAAUGAAAGUAAUGUUUCUAUAAAAGAAGAAGACGAGCUUAUCAAUCUCUAUGGCCAAAGUGUGUUGUAUUUCUUCUGCAAUGACCAAGAGAUAGAAUUAUCACCCAAGAUUUGAAGCUGCAUCUUUGGAUCUUGCCACAUUUGAAAGUACAUGUUGGAAAAUAACCACUUUCUUUAUCUACAUGAGACCUUUUGAAACAGAAUUCUGAUAAAGACUUGUGUCUUGAACCUACCAGCUAUUCCCUUAUAUAUAUGCACAUCGAAUGUUUCAAUUGUGUGGCAGCACAUGUAAUGUGUCACAUUGACAUUAAAUGAGUAUGCCUUCAAGUAUAUGCUGUACAAAGAUAUGACUUCAGUUGUUUUUUUUUUUUGUUAGAAAGAUAUAUUCUUGUACAUACAUGUAUACAAGGUUUAAGGUUUGGAAGUGGAGAGCUGAGUUCCAAAGGACCCAAAAUUACAUUGACUCAAAUGUCAGUUAUGAUCACCAUAGUCUAUUGUGAAUAUUUUUCACCUAACUGUUGACAAGUGAUUUAUAAAGCUAGAAUAGCUGUUUCAGUGAUAUAUGUUAAGGUACAGGGUAGCUGGUGUGUCAGAAUGCUCAUUAAGGUACUUGGGUAGCUGGUGUGUCAGAAUGCUCAUUAAGGUACAGGAGUAGCUGGUGUGUCAGAAUGCUCAUUAAGGUAGCCAGUAGUGUCAAAAUGAGAAUGUAAAGAAGAAAAAAAAAAGUUUAACAGAUUUGAAGUAAAUUAAGCGAUACAAAUAGGCCAGUAAAAAAAACCAACUAAGCAUUGUGAACAUCUAUAACUGUCUAUGAAAUGUUUAGAAAACAAAAAAGUAAAAGAUAAUUGUUAAAUGUACUUUGUAAAUAUAAUUAAAUCAAUGAUCCAAAUGAUAGAUUUCUCAGCUCAUAUAGUAAAUAAUUUAAAAAUUCCUGUACUUUUCACAUGACUACAUCCACUUAAUUCUGGUACUUACAAAACUCAGCUCUUCAUGUACAUUUUUUUUUUUCAAAAGCAACUUCUUCAAUGUAACAACAAAUUUAUCUUUGUGAUCACAUUUCUUUUCAAUCUGCAAUUAUACUAAACUUUUUUUUUCUUUUGUUGGAUUUCAAUUCUUAUCAGAACUAACAACAUGAAAGCUAGUUACAUAACUCUAGAUCUGUAACAUAAUUUUUAAAUAGUAAGGGAGAUGACUAUGAUAAUUCCACACACAGAAAUUAAAGACAAUUUUAUAAAUAAAUGGAGCGUUUGUUGCAAAAAAAAAUAUUUUUUUAAAAAAGAUUGGAAUGUGUAUCUAAAUAUACAUGUAGGCCUUCUCAGUACAUAUCAAUACAUUUCCAUAGUAAGCUCAGAGGGCAUACAUGUUAGAGACUGUUGUAAGUCUGUUGUUUAUUUGGACCACUUUUAAAUUAGGUUUCUUUAUCCUUUUUAUUGUUACAAAAUACUGGUAUUCCUAAAAUUAUUUUAAAGAAAUUUCUUUUACAUGUGAAUCAGUUUUUCUAUUGUUUAAAUUUCAGGCACAUUUUAGUGACCCCUAACUGGGAAUAUUAGUUUUGUCUGGUCUGUUUUCCCUUCUAUCAUGUUUAGAUGUCAAGAACUUAAAGCAUUAUUGAAAAUCCCUUAUUUAUACAAAUUUAAAAACACAGAUUUAAGAGAUUGUGGUUCGUUUUAUUUGAUAUUGUGUGUGUGUGGUAUCUUUCACUUCUAAACAUCGUAAACAGGUGAAAAAAGUGCAUUUUCUAUAAAGGAAAAAAGGAUUGUUGUUAUUGAUAGUUUGUAGUUCUAAUAUAAGCACAUGAAUAGAAUGUUUAGGUACACUUAGUGCUCUAUAUCAACACAGACAAUUAUAAUAAAUCAUUAUUGAUAUAUUCUUGUAAUUAUACCCUUACUUGACCCUAUACCUUUGACUUGCUUUGUUGUCCAAAAGGAAGCCUAUGUUCACACACACUCUGUUCAUUAUCUUGUACUAGUCGACCGGCGGCAUAGCAUACGCUGCUAUUUUGCAUGGCCGGUCUUAGGCCACUGCAACCUAUGCGACCGCAGUGGGCCCCCACUUUCAAAGGAUCCGCACUUUCAUAGGACCCGCUCUAAUUCAAGGUAAUUAUUAAAUUAAACCAUUUUAUAACUUAAAACAGAUUUCCCGCGCCCUCCUGUUGAUUUACCAGUAGCUCCUGGAAUUCUCCCGAAAUCGCAAAAUAUAUGAAAAAGUCCUUAAAUAUACGGAAAUAUAUACACAAAAAUUGUCAUUUUGGGCUGUCAUUCAAUAUGGAAAACAAUUCUCAAAGAGUGAUUGAAACAUUUGGUAUUUCUUGCUAUUGAGCGGGAUCUAUGUAGGAAACAGAAUUAUUAUGAUAUACUGUAUGACCUAGCUACACGCUAGGCUCGUAAAGUAAUUCUGUACGUAGUAAAGAAUGAAUAAUUGCAUAGACGAAUUUACUUUCUAAUAAAAACUCUUAAUAAAUUUUACUUAUUUUCUGCUUCCUUACCCAAACUUGGCCCCGCGAAAUCCGUUUUACAUAUAGUAGAUUACUUAGAUUAGUUCCUAGUCCAAACAUCCCGCAGGACAAAGGGGCAUGGGAGCGGGCAGGGUUUGAUACAUUUAAACGACAGUCAAGCGCGAGCCAGUCUCCGUAGUGUGAAUAUUACUCUUGUUUUCUCGUGGACAGAAAUACUUCUUACUACUCAACAAAAUUCUUGAGGGAAGAGGAGAAUUAUAUAUAGAUAGAUUUUAAGAAUUUGUGAGCUCAGAACUUGUUUUUCUUGCUAUUUUAAAUGCUUUGAAAGGGAUGGCUUGUUUUUUUUUUGUUUUGCCACAGGUCAUAUUACAUUCCAAUUUUUUAUUGUGUUGUUAGUCUGAUUUGAUUGCAUCUUAAGUUUGUCUACUUUCAUUUUUGUUCUUAUUGAAAAGAAAUUGUCUUUCUCAAAUAUUCUAUUGAUAUUUCUUUUGUAUAAUUUUUGUUUAUGUGAUGUCAUUUUCAGCAAUCAGUUACAAUAGUUUUAUGAGUCAAAUUUGUGGGUUGUUUUUUUUUUGUUAAAGCUGUGUAACUUUUGGUUCAUUUUAUGAAUAUAUGAAUAAAUUUUUGGAACUUAAGAACUAACGGAUAUAAUUUAGAUAACCAUAGGAGCAGAAGAGAUAUGCCACAACACUUUUCAUUACAAAAUUUAUUUAUUUUUAAUCUAUAAAUAACACAUGCUUUAAUGACUUAAAUGAUGAAGGAAAAAAACAACCUUUUAAUUCCAUCAUAAAAAGAAGCUGUUUUAAAGAAGCUGUUUUAGUAAGGUCCUUAUUGGAUGUGAUGAUAUUGAGCUCCAGAAAAUAACCGAAAAAUGUAUGUGCAGCAGCCAUAUAGAAUACCUUGACUUUAUGUUAAUGGAAAUAAUUUUGUUUUGGUCAGUGUUUCAAGAAAUCAUUAAGUACAUUAGCUAAAUGUUAAACAGUAAUUGUACUUAUAAAAUACAAGAUAGGCAAUGACCAUGAGUUUGACCAUUUUUACUAUCACUUGAAUGUUGCAUGUCAUUUCUAUCACUUGACUACAAGAUGUUGAUCUUCUCACACAGCUAAUGUUUUGUAAUUCAAUGAAUUAGAUUUUUUUAUAGACAAGUCUGACCUCUAAAUAUAUUGUAAUUAAAGCAGGGUCAUCAGAGAUUACUUUAAAAAAAAUGGUGCCAUUUGCAUAAAUAACAGGUUCACCUUACCACUACAUGAAAUUGUAGUGCCUUAAAUUUGUCAACAUGUAUCACACACAUUUUUUUGUUUGUUUAGCAUUGGAAAUGAAUGGUAACAAUGUAUUAGAGAGGGAUCACAUACGUUCAUUCUUGUUUAAAAUAUAUGUUUGUUGAAAUCAUUUGUUAUUGAAACCAUAUUUGCUGCAAAUAAAAACUUAACAAACAA